Molecule: messenger RNA, 4207 nt
Organism: Chaetomium strumarium
Lineage: Eukaryota; Fungi; Ascomycota; Sordariomycetes; Sordariales; Chaetomiaceae
Exons: 5
Coding region: 258-3731 (1157 amino acids)
Biological process (GO): protein desumoylation; proteolysis
Cellular component (GO): cytoplasm; nucleus
Molecular function (GO): SUMO-specific endopeptidase activity
Source: RefSeq, a predicted model, not a curated record
AUUAGCUCGGAGCUGGCUCCAACCACAACAUGCGCCGCUGCACCGGAACUCUGAUUGCGGCCUCGUGACAUAAAACCACACUCCCGUUUGUGACCUUCCCCAGAGGCGGUAUGACCUUCUGGCAUUCUCCAAAACCCUAUUGCGAACAUUUUGAACAAUAGAACGGUCUUCAUGCUCAAUAGCUGCCUGAAUUCCCGCACGAUAUGAUGAUUCUCACCCUCAGGUUCAAUAGCUAGGUGCCCCACCGCCGAAUAAAAAUGGCCGGGUACCCACCCAUUUCCUCCAUCCCCGGCCGAGACCGAACAAGGUCGACAAAGUCACAACGCACAAUCGCAGCCGGUGCCAAACGUGAACCGACGUCUGCUGGUGCGCCAGAGCUUCAGGAUGCGCAAAAACCGAAAGACAGGAGUAAUCUCGACUUCCACAGAAUCGAACACUCUUUUCCGAAGUAUGGAACUCUGAAGGGUGCAGUCAGAAUGCCUCAACCUUCCUCCAUGUUUCUGAAGAGGCUUGCGCCUCAGACGCACGUGAAUACCCUCGACUCCAGACCUGAGUGCGCGCCCCAGACUCAUCUGUCGAGCACCGCCCAUGCGCCCAGAGGGCCUUCACCACCCAAACGGCGGAAACUCAACCACAAAGACGCUCGUCUCAGGGGUCCUGAGGAGGAUGUUGCCGACGCCGAACAAGAUGCGAGAUCAAGGACCGAGCGUCGCGGAAGCCAGACGAGCUUUGCACAUUCUAUGUCGCCUGUCCUAUCCGAAUUUCAGAGCGUGGAGGCAUCCACCCAACUACGUUCGGGACGUGGUCACAGACGUAACCGCCGGCCGCAAGCGAACCGAUUUGCCAACACGGCCAACCAUGCGAGAUGGAGCGGGACACUCAGCAGGCUAGAAUCCAUGGAGAGCUUUGACGAGCUCGCGCCAGCGCAGAAACCUCCAGCUCGCCAGCAACGGACUGCUCGGCUCAUCUCUACGGCCGGGCCCAGGCCCAAUGCUUCCUUUGGGGAUCCUGCGGACGAAUUUAUUCUCCAGAAGCUUGCUCCGGCGGGCUCCCCAGGCCGGGCUCAUGACAAGAAGCGCCCCAUCAAUGACAUCGAUGACCACGACGAGCUAGGGGAGGAAGCCAACGGCCGAAAGCGUGUCAAGACCGGUCUCAGAGCGCCGACGGAGGGCUCGGUGAAGCCUAGUGCCCCAAGUCUAUCAAGGAGAGGAGACUUGAAUCCAACCAAGUGGGCGAAGAAACCGGGAACGGACACCGUUCCUACCGGCGCCCGUGUCCAAGCCGCCGUGUGUCAGCCGAGUCUUCGGUAUCUUGAGGGCGAUAGACCAAGUCAUUGCAUCUUACGACCCGCGGAUGGCCCUGAGCUGCGUGUCUUCACAGAAGACGGCGGGCAAGCGGAACCCUAUCACUGGCUUAAGAUAACAGGGAAAGUGAAGACUCUGACAUACCAUCCAGAAAGCAAUAUCAUUAAAAUCAAACAGGCGACGGAUCAGACUCUCUCCCCACCAAUUGGGCAGUCGAUGGUCCUCAAAUUUGCUACGAACGCUGAUGCGUCAUGGGUCGCUGAGUGGGCUGCGGGAAACCUGACGAUCGAAGUCACUAAGGAAAUGGACAGGGACAGACUUGGCCUGGUCUAUGAUCGGCUAAGUGAGGCUGUGAGCCUAGCGGCAGGCCGAACAUCGGCAAGGCGACUGUCUGAUGGGGUACUGGCCGGCGCGCCUCGCAGAGUCGAAAUGUCACCCAAGGAGAGGCCUGCGCUUCCUCACGCCGUCCCCGCCAAUGUCCGGACCCCUCUUCGGCAGCAGAUGCAAGUCUCAGCGCAGCAGCAGACUCCCUCACGCUCCCAGGACCAGCACUCCCCUGAGCUUCACCCUCACAGUUCCCGCUCCUUGAGAACAGGGGAAAGGAUGGGGCAGGUGCCGAGAGCCGAGGCACCCCGCGCACCUGUCAUACAUCGCUGGUCUGAGGAGCAUUCAGACUGGGAAAAGGAAUGGGAGAUGCCUCUCAUCUUCAAUCGCGCAACCGUGAACAAAGAAGAUAUACCGAGACUGGAUGAGGGUCAAUGCUUGAACGAUAAUCUCAUCGGGUUCGGUCUUAGAUAUCUCUUCGACAACUACGCGCGGAGACACACCGAUCUGCACAAGCGCGUUUACCUACACAACUCGUUCUUCUACGAGAAGCUGAAGGCGGGCAGAAACAUAAACUAUGACGGUGUCAAGAGCUGGACCGCCAAGGUGGAUCUAUUAUCCUAUGACUACAUCGUGGUUCCCGUCAAUGAGCAUUACCACUGGUGGGUAGCAAUCAUAUGCAACCCCGGCAAGCUGGAUCCGGAUCUCCGAGGCACCCCAACUAAGACGGAUGGUUCGAGCGGCACGGAGGUCGAGAACAAGGGCGACAAAACGUCGUCCGACAUCGCGACGGUAGACAUGGUCGACAAACGACCGGUGCAAUCAACCCAUGGAAUGGCAAAUGAAGAACCUGAUCUUGUCAAAUCCGACAUCGUCGACCUGGUCUCUGACAAUAAAAACGUCAGCAUAGACCUAACGGCGCGUGCUCGACCAAAGCAGAACAGAAAGCCAAGACCCACUGGGAAGACAUACAACCCACAAGACCCGAGGAUCAUCACUCUCGACUCGCUGGGCUCAAGUCACCCCCAGGCCGUCACGCACCUCAAGAAAUAUCUUCUUGCGGAGUUCAAGCACAAGCGAAAUAAAACCAUUACCGACGUCCCUUCGCAACUGGGAAUGAGAGCCACCAACAUCCCGGAACAGAACAAUCUCUGUGACUGCGGUGUCUACCUUCUGGGCUAUAUCCAAGAGUUUGUGAAGAGCCCGGACCUCUUCAUUGAAACUCUACUUCAGAGAGAACGGCCUGACUGGGAUUUCAACCCCUCCGAUCUGCGGGAGUUGUGGCGGGAUACGAUCAAUAUCGAACAUAAGUUAUACCUGGACAGGCAGUUGGCAGGAAAACAGAGGAGGUCUGAAUCAUCGGGCGCAAAACGCACACCUAACGGGAGUGCAGGGCCGAGCUACCACCCGUCACGAGAAACUAGCGCGGCUACCAACGGACAAAAGAACGCGGCUGGGUCCAGGAUGGACUCUUCCGAACCGACAACCUCAACUAAGACCUCGACAACCCCCACCAACUCCUCUACCGACCAGCGCGCCGCUGGGGACGGAGCUACCCGCUCUUCAACGCCGGAAGUGGCUACAUCAUCGCCGCAGCAAGCUCACCGGCGAGCUGUCUCAGCUCCAAAGAUCCAGGAGAGUGUGGAAACUCCAGAAGAAGAGAGCGUGGUCAUCAUCGCGCCUCAAGACUCUCAAGACCCUCAAGACGGCGGCGCUGUCCUCCCCUCGAUCGAGGCUCCAGACGUCGAGAAAGUGCACAAGCCGUCAAAGGAGGAGCGGGAUGGCGAACCACAGUUCAUCGCACAACUUCCAUCCUCUUCCACCCAACCGACCACAUCGGAUGAUGAGGACGAUGACCAUGUCGCAGAAGUCGACCCGAAGUCGUUCUACCACCAGUCGCGGUCCACCAGCAAACGUGGGGAUGCGCAGUCGUCCCCUGUCCGCGGACAGCACCGGCGAAGGAAGAAGGCUACGACCAGCCCGGCAGUUCAUACUAGCAGCCGGUUUGUCGUUGAUGGUUCCAGUCCGCAGCUCGGUGAUGAUACCCUAGUCGUGCAGAAGGCGGAGCUGAUAAGGCAUUCCGAUACCAUCGACCUCACUUAAACAGGCUUGAAAGUGUUCUGGGCGGGCCCAAUUCUUGAUAUGUCUCGCCUAGCUUUGCUGCUGCUUUUCCCCCUUGGCUGUCAGGGCCAGGGCUUGGGCGUACUGUUUUUCUUUUUGUUUCCUUUCUUUUUGCCCUCUCAUCUGUGGUUGGAGUACCCUAUCUCGCAACUGCUUCCUUGCUUUUGUCCCAUUCAUCGGAGGCCGGCGCAACGGGGGACCAUUUGGAGUCCGGCAUAGCAUAUCCUGGCGUGACAGGGCAGGGCAUGGCAUGGCAUGGUACGGCACGGCAUUCGGUGUCAGGGGUUGUUUGUUUCCCCUUUUGCUUUAUCGCGAUACCUAGGUACCUACUUAUUCGGGCGAGGGGCCCAUCAGCAACAAGAAACAGAGAUGGACUGGCUCCGGCUGAUCGAGGUAUAUCGAGGUGUGAUGAAUAGGAUCAAUCACUCGAUGAGUGCUGCUGCAAAUUGCAACUGACC